CCGACAGGCCGCACUGCAGUGAGCAGAUUCAUCUGAGCGAAUCCUCUCAUACCUCAAGUUAAAGAUGGCAUUUGCCGGAAUCCUGAACAGCUCUGACAUCACUGCAGCCCUUGCUGCUUGCCAAGCUGCCGACUCCUUCAAACACAAGGAGUUCUUUGCCAAGGUCGGUCUGGCUGCCAAGUCCGCCGAUGACAUCAAGAAGGCUUUUGCUGUUAUUGACCAGGACAAGAGCGGCUUCAUCGAGGAGGAUGAGCUCAAGCUGUUCCUGCAGAACUUCUCUGCUAGCGCCAGAACUCUGACUGACAAAGAGACCAAGGAGUUUCUCCAGGCCGGUGACACUGACGGCGACGGCAAGAUCGGAGUUGAUGAGUUUUCUGCUCUGGUCAAGUGUUAAACAAGAAGAACGCUGACCAACAUCUAACUUGACAUCUCCAAAAGGAACAACAUGAGCCAAGAUAUUCUCUUCGUCUUCUCACUCUCUCUCUCUCACUCUCUCUCUCUUGACCCACCUGAAAGUUUUAUACAUGUGACCUUUGACCUCUGAAGCCAAAUCAAGCCCGCUGACUCUGUAGCUGACUCUAGUGUGUGGCGUGGUUGUGUGUCUUUCACUUUCUCUUUCUCUCUCUCACACAACACUUCUGUCGUCGUCAUUGUACUGUGAGUUUAUUGCCGAUGGUGCACUUUUAUGGCAAAUGGACGGACGAU
This is a messenger RNA of Dunckerocampus dactyliophorus (ringed pipefish), 705 nucleotides long. RefSeq names its product parvalbumin 3 (gene pvalb3). NCBI's taxonomy places the organism in Eukaryota, Metazoa, Chordata, Actinopteri, Syngnathiformes, Syngnathidae. The transcript has 5 exons. Gene Ontology annotation, cellular component: cytoplasm; nucleus. Bases 65 to 394 code for a protein of 109 amino acids. The record is from RefSeq and is a predicted model, not a curated record. Gene Ontology annotation, molecular function: calcium ion binding.